Molecule: messenger RNA, 924 nt
Organism: Blepharisma stoltei
Lineage: Eukaryota; Ciliophora; Heterotrichea; Heterotrichida; Blepharismidae
Source: the annotation of a GenBank genome assembly
AUGAAAUUAAUAAUCCUCCUCAUAGUAUUGAUAGGUGCUUUGGCAUCUCAAGAAUGUAGCAAAUCUGAUGAGUGUUCACAUGUGAAGUGCCGGCAUUUCUAUGGAGACUUUUGGGAAGUAGAAUGUGAUGAAGAAGAUGAAGCCCCUCCUGUAGACUCGUGCUGUGUUGUAAAUUCUACAUAUGUACCCACUGUAAAUCGAACAUCUUUAAAUGUAUCAGGGCCUGGAAAUUGUUCCUGCUCUUGUUCUUGCGAGUGCUUUUCGUGUCGCUGUGACUGUCUCUGUGUUAAUUCCACUGGCGUAGUUACUCCUCCUAAUGGAACUAAUGGAACUGGCUCAAAUGGAACUGGCUCAAAUGGCACUGGCUCAAAUGGAACUGGCUCAAAUGGCACCGGGUCAAAUGGAACUGGAUCUAAUGGAACAGGGUCUAAUGGAACUGGCUCAAAUGGAACUGGAUCUAAUGGAACUGGCUCAAACGGAACUGGGUCUAAUGGAACUGGCUCAAAUGGAACUGGCUCAAAUGGAACAGGAUCUAAUGGAACUGGCUCAAACGGAACUGGAUCUAAUGGAACGGGCUCAAAUGGAACUGGAUCUAAUGGAACAGGUUCUAAUGGAACUGGCUCAAACGGAACUGGAUCUAAUGGAACUGGCUCAAACGGAACUGGAUCUAAUGGGACCGGAUCGAAUGGGACAGGGAACGGAUCUAAUGUAACAAAUACUACUACACAGCCUCCGCCACGUCCAAAUCAAACUAAUACCACAAACACAACAUGUGGAAAUAAAUCAAAAUGUCAUCACCAUAGAAGACCAAGAGUAUGUGAUUGGGAUUGCGAUUGGGAGGAUGAAUAUGACGAUGAUUGUGGAGGAUGGAUUGUUGAAGGGGUAGAUAGAGACAUUGAAGAUAUCGAAUAUGAUCUCCCCUAG